Molecule: messenger RNA, 813 nt
Organism: Symbiodinium pilosum
Lineage: Eukaryota; Dinophyceae; Suessiales; Symbiodiniaceae
Source: the annotation of a GenBank genome assembly
GCGAGGCAGCUACGAGCCUCGAGAAUUUGCUGGCGGAUCUGGGCCAUUCCCAGUGGGAAGUUCGAGCGGAAGUACUUCAACGGCUACUGGGCCUGGAAGGGUCCCAGCUGGCCCCCUAUGCUGAAGCAGUGUUGCCGUUGGUGGCGGAUCCUGUGUCUGAAGUUCGACGCCGAGCAUGUGAGCUUAUACAGAAACUGGAGCUCCCGGUGCUGCACGGUCUGAAGGACGUGCCAACAGAUGCCCGGAUGUCGUUUCUUCGCAAUGGAAAGACCUGGAAGUGCCUCUGUGUGCCAGGAUCCGUGCGAGUGCCGCCACCCCCGUCGCCACGCUCGCCAGUAUCGCCACUGUCGCCGCCUUCUCCAUCGUUGCCAUCCCCACCGUCUCCACCGGUGCGAAGAUAUGGCAAUGGCACUGAAGGUCCAAGUCACAGCAUGCUGUAUGCGGAUUCUCUGUCACAGCCAGCUGCCCGCGGGUUUGAGACACCUGAAGCAGUUCGACGCAACUUACUGCUAGAGCUUGACGGAGGUCUUGCUGAAGGGGCCGGACAGCUGCCUUAUGCAGCCCCGAUUAGACCUGAGGAGGAGGCUGUCGAGUGGCUGGGUACGCUGGUUGACGCUCCAGACCUAUGGGAUCUGGCGCAAAAAGAGCCUCACUGGUACCACUGGAAAGUGCGAGAUGCCUUGGCUUUCACCGUACGAGACUUGCAAGGGACCGCUCUCGUGCGCCUCCUCGCAGAUGCGGAGGUAGCCGUCCGUGAGGAUGCCCUCGUUGCGCUGAGGCGACUGCCGCCCAACCUUUGGGCGCAUCACACCC